CACUCACAAAGGUGCCGUGCCCGAAACGCCACAUUCAAAUCCAACUCUGAGUCAUUUCGGAUCCGCGAAUUUACAAAGCUCAGACGCUCCACUUCCUCUCCAAUGGCGGUGUGACCAAACCACACAACACCACCACAGACCACUCCAGCGCAAAGAAGAAAAAUAUAUCACCCCAACCCCUCCGCUCCGCGCAAACCAACCCCCCCAGCAGUCUUCUACUUCGCCAUCUUCAACCGCUCACGUCACAGCCUUCCGUCCUCCUCAGAUCUGAUUGAUUUGACUCAACGACUGCUUUAAACUGAUCUAUAUGCUUGUUUUACGGCCUGGAUUCACUGCAAUCAACGACGAUCUGCUCAGGUUUUGGUACUUGUGGAGACGAUUUAAAACUCGGUGUUCAUUUUCGAGCAAAUAAAACCCUAAUAGUAGUCUGUUUUUAGAUAUUUUGAUUGAGGCAAGGUAGUUAGUUGACUUGGUGUUAGUAAAUCGGUUUGAAACGCACUUGGUACUCUUGUCUUGUGGUUAUUGUGUAUAAGAGGGACUUAGUUCAGUUACGAUGGAGACGCUUGUUGUUCUUGAUGAGCAUAGAAAUGAGUUCUACAACAGGAGGGCUCAAGGCCCUGCUAGGUUUGGUUCAUCUCCUUCAAGGGGAUUUAGAGGUAUCAAUUGCCGUACUUUUCAGUCCGGUGGAGUAGGGAUACUCCCGACCCCGUUAAAGGCUGUGACGAAACGGGCUUGUUCUUCUUCGCCGAAAACUCCAUCACCCUCUGUGAACCCUCACGCCGAAGGAUCUAAGAAAAAAGUGGUGAAGAGUAAAUCUAUCCCCAUUGGUAUUAAAAUUAGAGCUGAUCUUAACAAGGAGGGUUUUUUCUUUGAGGGUUUUCCUUACUCUGAGCUGUGGGCCGGACCCGCUUACUCCAACUCGCCGCCUCCUAGUUCUUUGCCCAUACCCACAUUUCCACUUUGCUCGAAAAGGGCUGUCUCACUUGACUUGCCUGAGAAAUCAACCUCCGAUAUGAAUUUCCAUCCUGUAGCCAAGUCUGCACCCUCUUCGCCCACGAGGGACCAUAGCAUCUGUUUCUCUAGGAGUUUCUUUCACAGUGAUGACUCUGCGACGAAGACCCUGCGUCGCAUUCUGAAUCUUGACAUUGCAGAUGAUUGAAGUGAUGGGAGCUGAGGGCUCCUGUAAAUAAACUUUUGUACAUAGAGAAUAAAGUAGUGUUGACUAUCUAGAGGUUUUACUUCAGUGGUGUAGUGGUGGUAAAGAAUAAGUGGUGGCUGGUUGUUUGACAAAUCUUCAGAUAUUGCUUGACAUUUAAGGUGGGGUUCAGUUAUGCAUUUCUUCACAAGAUGCUGUUGGGUUACAAGACACAGGGAACUGUUAAAAUGUUUCAGAAGCAGAAGUGGUAGCAAUGGAUGGGAAUUUGCUAGGGGUAGUGUUUGAUAUCAAUGCGGUCGUUUUAGGUGGGUUUAUGACAGUGACUACUAAAUACUCAUUCAGCUUAAAAGGAAGCUGAUUCUACUUGAUCGACGAAGAUAGGUGACGUGGAGUGGGGUGAAUGCCCCACCCGCAAACCCCCAGUGAUCUACGGAUGAGCUGUUCCUUGGAGGAUUUACAAUUAGGGAUACAUGAUUACCUAUUCUAUUACAUGAGUGUACUUCAUUAGGUUUAGGGUCUUACUUUCAUAUACUUUGUAUAUAAUCUAGAAUCCUGACUCUAUUGCUUUCACAACUUCUGUAGGAUUUUUGUUUAUUGGUGAUUAUAUCUUCCUUUGGUCCUUAAUCAUGUCUCUAGUGUCGUUAGGUGUUACCUCUCCUAUAUAUAUCUAAUCUUGCCAGGCGUAGUGGUCUUAGCCUAUCCUUUGCUUUCUUCCACCUCUUUCUUGUGGCUCAUCUGGCCUGAAUGGGCUGCUCCAUCUGUUUUCUUCAUUUGCGCCAUUUCCUGUAUUGUUUCUUUCUUUCAGCUUAGGUCUUGACUCCUAUGUCUUCACUCUGAGAGAGUGUUGCAUUCCCCUUCACCGUCUUUUCUGCUUUUUAAAUUGGAAAGUGGGAAGGGAAACUAGUACUUAAUUGCCUCAUCGUCUCUCCAUUGCUUAGACCCCAAUAGUGUGAUGUGUGUUUCGUCGUCCAACCCCCGUCACUUUAUGUUCGUGCUCUCUGGUACUAUCUUUGAGUCUUUGUGAGGUUCAUGUGAGUUCGGAUCUUGGAGAUUGUUGAUCAUACCAAGCCAUUCACAAGGAAAAAGGGAGCCAAUCGAAGGAAUUCAGGAGGUUGUUUUUCAACCAAGACGUGUUCUUCGACAGAGUUCCGUAUUUUCUUUUUUGCUUACUGGGUCCUUUUCUUGGAUCUUUCUUGUUUUUCUGUUUUCUUACGCUUUAGUCUUUUGUGGAACCAUAUGCAGUUGAUGUUCUGUUCAAGAGUUGGUAUUAUCUUACUGUGUUUUUGUCUUUUGAAACCUGCAUCCGUUAGUUUGUGGGAGCUAAUAUGUAAUGUGGUAUGGUAUCUAUGGAUGAUAGUAGCUGAUCUGUUCCUUUGCUUGUAGUUUGUGGGAGCUAAUAUGUAAAUGUGGUAUGGAAUCUAUGGAUGAUAGUAGCUGAUCCGUUCCUUU
Messenger RNA from Rhododendron vialii, 2605 nucleotides. RefSeq lists its product as uncharacterized. The transcript is spliced from 3 exons. The coding region runs from base 554 to 1159 and encodes 201 amino acids. NCBI's taxonomy places the organism in Eukaryota, Viridiplantae, Streptophyta, Magnoliopsida, Ericales, Ericaceae. The record is from RefSeq and is a predicted model, not a curated record.